Molecule: messenger RNA, 720 nt
Organism: Conger conger (European conger)
Lineage: Eukaryota; Metazoa; Chordata; Actinopteri; Anguilliformes; Congridae
Product: odorant receptor 131-2-like
Exons: 2
Coding region: 1-720 (239 amino acids)
Cellular component (GO): membrane
Source: RefSeq, a predicted model, not a curated record
AUGGAAAAUGCCUCCACCAUUUCCAGCAAUGCACAGGAAUAUUUGUCUGAUUCUCACAGGCUAAAGUUUAGUUUCUCACUCAUCCCUGUUGUCUUCUUCACCUACUUCAACUGUGUCAUGCUUUUCACCCUGAAAAGAAAGGCAGCAUUCCAAGGAGUGCCUCGCUACAUCCUCUUUGGCCACAUGCUCUUGGCUGACUCCCUUCAGUUUCUAUGUAGCAUGCUUUCAUACUUUAUCGCCGUGGCAAAGGUGUACAUGACCAAUGGAUUAUGUGGUGUUCUUCUGUCUCUGACAAAUAUAACCACUCACAUCUCCCCACUCAACCUGGCUGUAAUGGUUCUGGAGAGGUACUCUGCCAUCUGCUUCCCACUCAGGCAUGCUGAGAUUGCCACCAUUGGGCUCAUUAUCAUCUACACAUAUAUUGCAAUAAUGGUUGAGGCUAAAUCUGCAUCCUCAAACAAACGCAAGGCUGCAAAAGCCCAAAACACAGUGCUGCUUCACCUAAUUCAGCUGGGCCUGUGCCUGUCUUCCUUGGCAGUCAGUGCUUUAAAUGAGCUGGCAUCACGCUUGGAGGCUCGCACAAGGUCAAAUGUUAUGUAUGUCAAUUUCAUGGUUUUUAUCAUUCUUCCCAGGUGUCUGAGUCCACUGAUAUAUGGGAUGAGGGAUGAAAUGUUCAGGCCUGUCUUUAUUUAUUAUUUCACUUUUGGCCUGAAAAUCUAA